AUGAUUCCAGACCUUGUCUCCCUCCGGGAAAUGUCGUUUUUUCAGUUACCCUCAAAGAGCCCGACUUCCUAUCGCCUCAUUAACCUCCUCCUGAUUUCCUCUUGUCUCUGUAUCAUCUACCUCUUUGUAUCCAUCUCCCUCGUCCGUCCUUCUACCCUCAGUCAUGUAUGGGUUCCGUCGCUCUACGUCUCGCCGCCCACCACUCUGGACCAUUUAGUGUUCGGCAUUGCUUCCACUGCUCAAUCCUGGCCCAAUCGGAAGGAAUAUGUAAGGCUCUGGUGGAAACCGCAAUCCAUGAGAGGUUGUGUAUUUGUUGACAGCAUGCCACCGACGACUGUGGACAAGCAUAACGAUAGUAGCACCCUUCCUCCCAUUUGCAUCUCCGAGGACACAUCCCAUUUUCGUUACACUUACAGGGGUGGUCUCCGAUCGGCAAUUCGUGUGGCCCGAGCUGUGUCAGAAACUGUUUCUCUCAACCACACAGGAGUCCGAUGGUUUGUUUUCGGGGAUGAUGAUACAGUGUUCUUCCCAGAGAAUUUGGUUAAGACACUUUCAAAGUACGACCAUAAUCUGUGGUACUACAUCGGGACCAACUCAGAGAGCUCCAAGCAGAAUUCCUUGUUUUCCUUUGAAAUGGCAUUCGGAGGAGGUGGUUUCGCCAUAAGCUAUCCGCUCGCCAGAGUUCUGGCAAAGGUUUUCGACUCAUGUCUGGUGCGGUAUCCACAUCUUUAUGGAAGUGAUGCUAGGAUUUUCUCUUGCUUGGCAGAGCUGGGAGUUGGGCUGACGCAUGAGCCAGGGUUUCAUCAGGUAGAUUUCAGGGGAGAUGCUUUCGGAUUGCUGGCUGCUCACCCAUUAAGACCGCUGGUAUCACUUCAUCACUUAAAUUACAUAGAUCCAAUCUUCCCCAACAUGAACAGUAAGCAAGCUUUAGAACAUCUACUUGAAGCUGUGAAGUUCGAUCCUGCAAGGAUCUUGCAACAAACAGUUUGCUACGACCGUUGGUUUUCAUGGACAAUUUCUGUCUCGUGGGGUUAUGCUGUUCAGUUAUUUGAACGCGAUAUACUUCUUCCCGACGUUCUUCCUGUGCAACAUACAUUUACAGUGUGGAAUAAAAGAGAAACCAUUACGCCCAGUCCUUAUAUGUUUGAUACAAGGGAGCUUCCUGAAGACCCAUGUAGAAGGCCCACUCUUUUCUUCUUAGAAAGCUUGUCUUCUAAUGGACAAGUAAUACGGAGCAAUUACAGGAGAAGUAUUUCUGACAAGUGCUUAGAAAGCAAGGGAGCCUCGAAGAAACUGGAAAAGAUAAGAGUCUUCUCAAAAAAGCUAAAGCUUGACAUCAGACAGUUGCAGGCCCCAAGACGGCAUUGUUGCGACAUAUUACCUUCUUCAGUCGGUGAAGUAUUAGAAAUUGGCAUUAGGGAAUGUGGGGAAGAAGAAAUGAUCUUCAUGCACGCAUAGAAUUUCCUAGGAAAUUACUGCCCAUCCUUGGAAAUCUAAUCAGUGGAAGCUGGGAAUCAGAGUCCCAUUGUAAGGUAAGAAGGAUUGACAUAACUUUAGGCUGAGAUUGAACUUCUCCUUGACCAUGCCGAGUAAAACAGUCAUAUGUUCACGCUCGUAAGUAGAAAUUUGUGGGUGUUUUUAUAAUUCCAACAACUAUAAGCACGGCCAGCACUUGUGUACACAUGCCUGCUACGAGAGUACGCAUGUUGCUCUGGUCAAUGGUUCAUACUUCAUGGGAUUUGGAUCCUUCCCGCUCUCUAUGUAGGCCAAAAUAUAUACCAGAAACUGAAGCUUGGACAUGAAUUUAUCGCUUUCAAAGAUACCUUAGUGCACUGGACGAAAUGGGCUUGCAGUUUUGCUUAAGAAAUGAGAUGACAGACCAGUUGAUUUUAUUCCUCAUGUAGCAUGUGGAUGACUUGAAUAUGA
Molecule: messenger RNA, 1926 nt
Organism: Nelumbo nucifera (sacred lotus)
Lineage: Eukaryota; Viridiplantae; Streptophyta; Magnoliopsida; Proteales; Nelumbonaceae
Source: RefSeq, a predicted model, not a curated record